Molecule: messenger RNA, 2646 nt
Organism: Caenorhabditis sp. 36 PRJEB53466
Lineage: Eukaryota; Metazoa; Nematoda; Chromadorea; Rhabditida; Rhabditidae
Source: the annotation of a GenBank genome assembly
AUGCCGCGACCCGGAAAAGAUUCGUACGACGAGCAGAAGCCGCCGUACUCGUACAUCUGGCUCACCUACAUGGCCAUCCAGGAUUCAGAUGAGAAAAUGUUGCCGUUGACCGAGAUCUACAAGUACAUCAUGGAUCGGUUCCCGUUUUAUCGAAAAAAUACGCAACGGUUGGUUAGACGGAGCCAAGUUUGAUGAAACUUUUGUUUGAUUCAUUUCAGAUGGCAAAACUCCUUACGCCACAAUCUUUCGUUCAACGACUGUUUCAUCAAGAUUCCGAGAAGAGCAGAUCGGCCCGGAAAGGUAAGAGAUUUGGGAGAAAAUGGGAUCUUACGGGAUAUUCCAUUAGUCACAAAGUUCUGGUCGAUUUCCAGUUUAGCCAUAGAGCUCGAGGGACUCCAAAAUGACGUUCAUCUUCAGUUUUUGUAGAUGAACUUCUGAAGUAUCUUUUGCCAUAGGUAUUCUGUAGCUCUUGAAUCCCAACCACCUCCAGUCACCCUUUCCUUUUCAUUUCCAGGGCUCCUACUGGGCGGUGCACCCGAAUGCUCUCGGAAUGUUCGAGAAUGGCAGUUGCCUUCGCCGCCGAAAACGCUUCAAGGUAGGUCAAUCAUCGCCAUCAAAAAAGGAUUACUGUAGCGCGUGUGUGUGUGUGUGUAAAUUUCUGAUUCUCCAUGGCAUUGGACGUUUAUCAAAAGAUUGAUAGAGAUGGAGAAAAGAGAAUCGAAAGAAAGAAGAAAAAAGUUGCGAUUUGAUUUGUGACUACCGUAAUCGGCGCACACUUCCAAGGUUGGAAAGAGAGCGAAAAAAACGGGGGAAGGCGAUGAAUAUGUGCGGUGCGCGGCGAAUUUGUUUUGAGAAGCGACGGAGAUUAUGAUGAGAAUCCGAUUGGAUACGGAUGGAAAUAUUGGGCGGUACUGUAGGUUGGUGGAAUGUUUGGAUAUUCAUGCCUUCUCUUAACUUUAUCCACGAAAUGAUACACUUUUCGAGAGAAUCCCAGUCAAAAGUUACCCAAACGAUGAGAGCCGAGCUUUGGCGGCUAGAGUUAGAGCUCAACUUUAACUAUUUCGUUUGAAGCUUUUUGCACUGAACAGUUGCCCAGUUCUAGAAUCAAUUGAAUUGAGCCUAAAAAUGAAGAUGAAGUGCGCGAAAUAGUGACAUAUUCUCUCGCGCAGCCAUCUGUCACUUUGCACACGGCAACAGAUGUCAUUGUGUUGAAAUGGAAUGAUAUGUCGCGAGAGAAGACAACUCAUAUGUUUGCAAUAAUAAAGCGCAAAAGUAAUUGGGGAGGCAGUUUCUUGGCAAGAAGAGCAGUUGACGAUUCUCAGAAAAGUUGGACUUUCGAAACCUUUCCUGUUGAGAUAAGCUCAGUGACGUACAUUCAAAGCAACGAAUCUCAGGUGCCGGUAGAGAUAUCAAAACGGUGUCAACUAACAAAUUGCUCAUUAACCCAUUGACUAUAUUUUAUCAGUUUACAACUUUUCGAUAUUUUGAUCGACAGCUGAGAAAUAUCGUUUUGAAUGAACGGGUGCCCAGGUUUUUCUGAUUUUAAAAUUCCCUUGAACCCCCAGAUGAACAGAGCUAUUCCAUCAUCAAUCCGUGCUGAUUUGUACCCAAACUUAAGGGCCUCCAUCCAUUUCCUAACACAUUGACAAUUCAAACUGCAUCAAUCUCCUCGCUUGCCCCUCUUCGAUGAUUAGUGCUGCCUCCAAGGCCGUCCUUCUUCUCCCCUUUCGCCUCCUCAAAUCCUACCGUACUACCGUACACACCUGAAACAUUGCGCGAAAUGAACCAUGCGUGUGUAUGUUACAUUCGCAUUGUUCUUGACAUACACUUCUAUGUACAGUGAUACACACUCUCCGCCUUGGUUUUUUGCCUCCGACACUUUGUCUGGAGCGAGCGGGCGGCGGUGUGCGGCUUCCUCUUUUCCCGUCACGGUCAUUUUAAUGGGCUUCCCAAACUGACGGACUUGGAAGUGGAAGGAGGAGACAUUUCAAUCAAAACAAAACGACUUUUAAGGUGGAAAGACGAGUGAUUCAGAUGCAUUUAGAGGGCGAGUUUGAGGUGUUUGGGAGAAAAGAUUGAGGAGAGCUUGGCUAAAGUUUCAUUAAAACUACGGCACUCCAAUACCGUUCAUUAAAGAGGGUGUACCUCAGUUAUCUGUAGACAUAUCAGAAAGUGACCAACUAGGACUCUACAAGUAGCUCAGAUAUAUAGAUAUAUCGUUUGGAAUGAGAGGUAUUCACAGUGCGAAGUUAGGCUGACUGAUGAUGAGAUGAUUGAAAGUCAAAAGUGAAGUCAACUGUAUCUGUAACUUUUCAGGCCCGCGAACAAGACUACGACGACGAAGAUCUGCACCCGGCUCCGUCGAAGAUCACUCGCAAGAACCCGGUGCUCCCGGAGCCGCCGACGACCCCCCUCUCGCUGUUCCCGACCCUCCCAUCCCCAUUUCCGAACUUCUGCCUAUUUCCUUCGGAUCCCUCGAAGCCGUUACUCUUCAAUCCUCUUUCCCUGCUCCUCAUGCCCCAUUUAUUGAACUCGCGCAGCACUCCGCAUUCGGAAUCCUCGGAAGUUUCCGGUUCUUCCAAGACGCCCACGCCUGAAACUGUGGCCCCGCCCUCUUUUACCAUCGAAUCCAUUUUGAGCUCAUAG